Molecule: messenger RNA, 3458 nt
Organism: Durio zibethinus
Lineage: Eukaryota; Viridiplantae; Streptophyta; Magnoliopsida; Malvales; Malvaceae
Product: Carbohydrate-binding X8 domain superfamily protein
Biological process (GO): carbohydrate metabolic process
Molecular function (GO): hydrolase activity, hydrolyzing O-glycosyl compounds
Source: RefSeq, a predicted model, not a curated record
CAUUUGCCAAGUCAGGCUGUUGCUUUUAUAUUCUGAGCCUAAACGGCUUAAUUUGAAAAAAGAUAAAGAAGCUAAAAAGCAUGGACGAUCAUUCAUUCCUACAGUGGACAGACAGAACAUUUCCAACCCCAUUCUUCAUGACAAAGUAAUAUCUUUCCUUUUACAUUACAUGGAACAUAGCCAUCCUUCUUUUACUUUAUUUCCUUUUCUCUCUGCAACUUUAUCUUCAACACUUUUCCUUCUCUCCCGCUAACGUCUUAUAUUCCUAAGAUUUUUUGUAUGCAUUGUCUUUUAAACACCUCCAUUGUUUGAAUCACAAUAAAAAUACAUUUAGGUCUCUGCCUAAACCCAGGAAAACCUCUCGUUAAUUAUGAUGGCUAAAGGGGCUUCUAAUUGUCUCAUCUUAUCCCUUCUGUUUCUUCCUUUUAUCUGCACUUCUGGAACUCUGGUGGGUUUCUCCUAUCAUGCAAGGGGAAAAAGUGCAUCUUGUUCAGCUAGUAGAACCAUAUCAUUCCUCCUGAGAAACAAGGUGUCCCCAUUUCAGAUUCGACUCUUCGUAUCAGAUCAUACGGAUUUGAGUACUCUAUCCAACUCAUGUGUGUCUGUUGAUCUCCAUUUAAAUGAGAGUUUAGUUGAGAAUUUGAGAAGCUCCAACUCAUCUGCUAUUUCAUGGCUGAAAAACCACCUUCUUGCCGUUCUCCCACAUGUUGACAUCGAAAGCGUUGUUGUAACCAGAAUCAAUAAUGAUUUUGGAGGGCAAAAUGAGUUAGUUAAGCUUUUAUCCGCCUUGAAAUCAAUUCAUUCGCUCCUCAGUAGUUUUAAUCUUCACAAAGAAGUAAAGGUCUCGGCAGCAUUUUCAUUAUCAUUCUUACAAAAGAUGAAUAGUACGACAUACCAAAGUGAUCUGCAUAGGAUUUUUGGUUUUAUCAAGCAAACUGGGUCCUUUGUUAUUGUAGAAGCCAUUAUUAUUGAUGGAGAAUUGAGCAUGGGAGAUCAAUUUAUUCAGUCUGUGAUUGAAGCAGCCAGUCUUGGCGCUUCUACUCUUCCUUGCAAUAACGUUCCCAUUCUUCUGACAAUUAAAAGCCCUGCUGUUCCUAGCGCAGCUCAAGUAGCUGAAUUUACUGCUAAGGUUGAAAAUUCUUUAGAAAACAACAUCCAGAUUACACCUCGGAUAGCCGCAUUAUAUGCAGAAGUAUCAGCAACGGAAGAUUUUGUACAAAAGGAACUUGAGUGGGAAGAAGAGCAGAUCUUUCUUUCUUCUCGUAGAGAACUCCUUAGUAGCGUAAAAAAAAUAGCACAUGACAUUAUCAACCCUCCGCCAACAACCUUCCCUACUGCUCCCACUUCAACGACACCAGUCUCCUUCCCUCCAAAUAAUCCAACACCAACUGUUGUCACUGUCCCCCCUACUAAUCCUGUUACCCUAACGCCCACAAAUCCUGCGGACACACCAACGCCAAUUCCCACCACCACACCGGUCACAGUACCCUCCACCAAUCCCAACAAUCCGGCGGUACCAAUCACCAAUCCGGUUACAACACCUGCACCCAUAAUAGUGCCAGGGGCAGGGCCACAGCCAGUGACUAACCCUGUAACAACGUAUCCCGCCCCAGCAGGAGGUGUUCCAGUCAGCACACCAGUAACAAAUCCAGCAGCCCCUCCUGCAACUACAAAUGCUCCUGCAAUUCCUGGACAGAGCUGGUGUGUAGCCAGGACUGGAGCGUUGGAGACUUCACUUCAGUCAGCGUUGGAUUAUGCUUGUGGAAUUGGAGGAGCUGACUGCUCACAGAUCCAGCAAGGUGCCAAUUGUUACAGCCCAAAUACUUUACAAAACCAUGCAUCCUUUGCUUUCAACAGCUAUUAUCAGAAAAACCCAGGGCCAACUAGCUGUGACUUUGGGGGGACAGCGACCAUAGUCAACACCAAUCCAAGUAGUGGAUCUUGCAUUUACCCAUCUUCUGCAUCACAAUCAACUUCAACUGCAACACCAGCAACAACAGCACCAACAUCAGGGGCUGGCAUACCAGGCUCCAUCACCCCACCUUCAGUGUUGAAUUCAAGUAACCCUGGCUCAGCUACCACAACUGUUUUUGGGUCGGACACACCUCCCAGUGUCAAUACAUCAACAUCCAUGUCAGCUGGUUUACAACCUUUUAUUAGCAGCAUCAUUCUGGUGACAUCCCUUGUUGCUGGAGUAAUCUUCCUAGAGCCAUGUAUAUAAACAGGUCAGAAGUUCAUGCUAAAUCCUCUUUCAAGUAGUUCCACAGUGAGUGAUCAUAGCAGUCAGCUCCUGUUGAAUAUGUUCGCCGCCCUGCAUAAUCUGCUCAAGAUGUAGAGAUGUUUCUUGCUCUUGGUAAAAAAUAGUUUUUACAUGAAACAUACAAGAUAUUAAGUUUGACGUUUAGAUAGUUUCAGAAAAAAAAAAAAAGUUCGUUUGGAUGGUUUUUAGAGAGAUCACAGUUGCAGGCAUGGGUUGGGGUUGUAGAGUAGGUACUGAUGAUCUUGUAUAUGUUUGUUAUCAACUAGUGGAAUUUGUGGGUUUGAGAUGGAUGCUUGAUCAAAUCAUCGGAGAUUACUGAUGGGUUUGCACCAAGAGAGAAAUGGUUAACGCUAGAAUUCUUGAAUAACUAGACUUCGUUUGGAUAGAAUGGAAAGCAUUUCCAAGGUAUUGGACUGGCAAUAAAGUAAAAAAAAAAAAACAUAUACUUAAAACACCAGAUUGCAUUAGUAGCUAAAAUAGUAUGGUACCCAUUAGCCAUAAACCAUAUUGAGUGCAAACAAAGCCAUUCAAUAUUUAUGAGACAUAUAUAUAUUCACUAAUUUACUAAAAUCUUGAUCUUAAUUUUUAUAGUAAAUCUGAAAUUCAUCUCUCUGCAACAAAUGAAACACACCAGCGAUUUUUUAUUUCCCAAAAAGAGCAGCAUGCCAAAGGUCCGAACUCAUAAAGCUUUAGCUUACAGAGGGGCAAAAUCAAGAAUAUUAUUACAUGCUAUCUCACCUCAGCAAAAUCAUCAAUCAAUCAAUUCUUUUUUCUGUUCUUAUUUUUGGAUCAAACACAACCGAUUUUCUUGAUGAAUCAAUUUACUAGGACCAUACAAAGUCAAAAAGCUUCUUGCCUAGAAGUCAAAAACACUAUAGCAAGCAAACGCAAUUGCAGCAUUGAAAAAAAAUGGCUUCAAAUUAAAGACAAAAUAUUGUUGUUUUAUAUAAAACAUAGUCCUAACGACUACAUUUUUGGAGCCCACGGCAUCGGAUUCCAAUUGUACUGGCAACCCCUAAAAUAUUUAUUCAACAGUGGAGUCCCGAGCCCAUCAUUAUCAUACCAAACCUUUUUGACUUCAAUACAAAUCCAGAUCACAUUCAUAACAGAUAUAAUUGCAUGUUUAUUUUAUUCACGUAAAUACCAGGAGAUUUUUCUAGUUCCGUGCGAGAUUCAAGGAGUGAUGUUCUUCAUAUCA